Monoraphidium neglectum is the source of this 567-nucleotide messenger RNA. RefSeq names its product U2-associated protein. Bases 1 to 567 code for a protein of 188 amino acids. The record is from RefSeq and is a predicted model, not a curated record. Gene Ontology annotation, molecular function: RNA binding. Gene Ontology annotation, cellular component: nucleus. Gene Ontology annotation, biological process: RNA processing. The transcript has 6 exons. NCBI's taxonomy places the organism in Eukaryota, Viridiplantae, Chlorophyta, Chlorophyceae, Sphaeropleales, Selenastraceae.
AUGCCCAUCAACAACCCCGCAGGCGCGAUCCCCUCUGUCGGCCACUACCCCAUGGGUGCGCCGCGCCCCAAGGAGAUCCUGGGGGUGGGCAAGGACGUCGAGGUCGUUGCACCCCAGGACACGCGUAUGCGCUUCAUCAUUGACACCAUGGCGCUCUACGUCCUGCGGGACGGCUGCGAGUUCGAGCAGCUGGUCAUGGCGGAGCGCCAGGGCGACCCCGAGUUCUCGUUCCUUUUCGAUCUGGACAGCCCCGACCACGUCUACUACAGAUGGCGGGUCUACUCGCUCGCCGAGGGUGACACCCUGAGGACGUGGCGCAUGGAUCCGUUCCAAAUGGUGGAGGGCGGCCAGCGGUGGCUGCCGCCCGCCAUGCUGGCGGUCGAGGCGGUCAAACGGGAGGCCGGGGACCGCGCCCUGUCGGACCACGAGCGAGACAAGUGGGAGGACAUACUGCGAGGCCUCACCGCAGAGCGCGCCGCCAUCAGGGCCGGCAUGGUGUUCGCCCUGGACCACGCGGAAGCCGCUGCCGAGGUGGUGGAAGUGCUGCAGGUAUCGGGCGCGGCUUGA